ACCGCACUAGAUGCGCUGCCUGUAGUACAGCCCUGGUUACCAGAAAAGCCAGGAGUUUGUCCAAGCAACAACCUAGCAGGAAUCUGUGUUGUGCGUGAGAAUCACUGUUUCCAUGACAGUAACUGUCCGGGUGAUCAGAAAUGCUGCAGCAAAGGAUGUGGACGUCAGUGCAUGGCUCCGUAUAGAGCAGAAAAGCCAGGGGUGUGUCCAAGUAGCAACCUUAGAUGUAUUCGGAGUGAGAACCUCUGUUCCCAGGACGGUAACUGUCCGGGUGAUCAGAAAUGCUGCAACAAUGGAUGUGGACUUCAUUGUAUGCCUCCAUAUAGAGAAAAGCCUGGAGUGUGUCCAAGGAAGACCCUUGAAUUAGGAGCUUGUAUUGAAAUGUGUUCCCAUGAUGGUGACUGUCCGAAUGAUGAGAAGUGCUGCAGCAAUGGAUGUGGACAUCAGUGCAUAGCUCUUACUAAAGAAAAGCCAGGAGUGUGUCCAAGCAACAGCUUCAUACGUUGUAUUUGGAGUCAGAAUCUCUGUUACCAGGACAGUAACUGCCCAGAUGAUCUGAAAUGCUGCAUUGAUGGAUGUGGAAGUCGGUGUAUGCCUCCAUACAGAGAAAAGCCAGGAGUGUGUCCAAGCAGCUACCCCAGAUAUUGUUUCAGGAGUGAGAAUCUCUGUUCCCAGGAUGGUAACUGUCCAGGUCAUCUGAAAUGCUGCAACGAUGGAUGUGGAUUUCAUUGUGUGGCUCCAUAUAGAGAAAAGCCAGGAGUGUGCCCAAGCAACAGCCUCUUACGUUGUAUUUGGAGCCAGAAUCUCUGUUCCCAGGACGGUAACUGUCCAGAUAAUAAAAAGUGCUGCACUGAUGGAUGCGGAAGUCGGUGUAUGCUUCCAUAUAGAGAAAAGCCAGGAGUGUGUCCGAGAAGGUUCCUCGGUGUAGGAAUGUGUAAGAAGUUGUGUGUUGAUGACACCGACUGUCUGGGCAACGGGAAAUGCUGCAGCACAACGUGCGGACGUGAUUGUACAGCUCCUCGUAAAGGUGUGAUGUACUGAUGCUUGGGUCCCCAACACGCACCGUUUUUGAGUGAGGCCUGGUCUAUGUCUCAAUCCAAAUAUGUGCUGAUGAUCAAUAUCCUGCCAGACCUAGUAUUGCACCACCAGUGGCCAUGCCUGCCGAUAACCAUGCUGAUUUGG
Molecule: messenger RNA, 1182 nt
Organism: Puntigrus tetrazona (Sumatra barb)
Lineage: Eukaryota; Metazoa; Chordata; Actinopteri; Cypriniformes; Cyprinidae
Product: whey acidic protein-like
Exons: 9
Coding region: 172-1041 (289 amino acids)
Biological process (GO): antibacterial humoral response; innate immune response
Cellular component (GO): extracellular region
Molecular function (GO): peptidase inhibitor activity
Source: RefSeq, a predicted model, not a curated record